GUUUCAUACGAUUUUCGGUGGCAUGCUGCCGUUACCUAUCAUGGGAACAAGAAAAUCUGAUAAUCUAUUUCAGGAUAUGCUCGAUGACGACUUCAUAAAAAUAUUUAAACCAGUUCAUACAAUGCAGAAAUGUUUGGGUUUCCAAAGGGUGCAAGUGAAGCACAAUUUCGUUACAAGUGUCUCGACCCAGUCACAACUAUAUGCUGGUGCUCUUAUAUUUUUUAACAUAAUAUUUGUCGCAGAUGUGGUUAUAAACUGCGAAACAACGUUGAAAACGUCGUCUGCAGACGAAACGUUGAAAUUAUGCUUGAUUUUGAACGCAAUUGUCACUAACUUAGCUAUCUGCACAAAUAACUUCUCGAAUGGAAAUUUGAACAGUAUGAUCUAUGUGAAACUGCAGAAGUUGGAUCGACAACUGAUCAUGGAAAAUAAACGAUUGGUGAACAGAAAAAUAGCAUCGUUAUCACUUUUCCUCACAACUUUAGGCGUUACUACAGCUUUAGUAUGGAUAACUGUUUUGAACAUUGUGACUAUGAAAAUGUUUUAUCCGUCCAUUAUAUUCGCAAUAAUAACCUCGAUGGGAAACUAUUUGGAAAUACUCCUGUGCAUCCUUAUGCUGUUGUACUUAAUAAAACGAGUAGAUUUUCUUAAUAAAGUGUUGCAAGCUUCGAUGAAAAAGAGGCCAAAACUGCUCAGUAAUUUGAAUGACUUGGCCACAGUCACCUCAGGGGCAGACGGCUUUAGGAUCGAUGUAGUCAUUGCAAUGCAUAAUAUUUUAGAUAUUAUUUCUGAUUUCAUAAAACUUUUCCAGUUUCACGUAAGUCCUCUUUAUCUACGAGUAUUAUGUAACUCUAUCUUAUGAAUUUCUAUUAUUUUAC
Molecule: messenger RNA, 878 nt
Organism: Amyelois transitella
Lineage: Eukaryota; Metazoa; Arthropoda; Insecta; Lepidoptera; Pyralidae
Exons: 1
Coding region: 23-862 (279 amino acids)
Source: RefSeq, a predicted model, not a curated record